This is a messenger RNA of Acanthoscelides obtectus, 1949 nucleotides long. NCBI's taxonomy places the organism in Eukaryota, Metazoa, Arthropoda, Insecta, Coleoptera, Chrysomelidae. The record is from the annotation of a GenBank genome assembly.
CAUUAUUAGCGUUUGCCAGAGCCAGAAAAGAUAUGUGACAAGGUAAUGAGUAAUGUUCUAAGACGUUUACAGCAUGAUACUUCUGAACAUAAUUAAUUCCAGUACUUUCAGAAGAAGUUUGCUGCUGUAUGGGUCAGUAUUUGCAGGUAUGUUUAUUGUAAUAGCGAAGGUCUUGAAAAUCACUGCAGAUAUCUAAGAACAAAAUAGCUGUUUAUGUAUCUAGUGUGUUUAGUGAACUGUUAUGGCCCGGGCGGUAAAUUAGAGAUAAAGUGAACGUACUCAGCAUGGCCCAAGGAAUGGGGAUGGGCUUUAUCUCUCCAAUUUACUUAAAGAUGCGUUCCAACGAGACUGACACAAAUCUAGUAGAUAGGCCUCUAGAGCCUCAGGAGCUUUCAAUAUUUGCGGGAAUCAUAAACGCCGGGGCUGUAGCAGGCGCUUUAGUUGCAGGAGUAAUAUCAAACCAUGUCGGAAGAAAGAAGUUCUUCAUAUUGCUUGCAUUUUUAAUGUUAGCAGGAUUCUUCAUACACACAAUAACAAGGAAUCUUUAUUUGCAUUACCUAGCAAGAUGUUUAAUAGGUCUAGGAACUGGAGGAGGUGUAGUCAUUUAUCUUUAUGCUGCGGAAAUAGCAGGAAAACAUAAUAGAGCAACAACAGCCACUAUUUCAAGUUUGAUGUUUGCUAUUGGUAGACUCUACGUUUAUUGUCUGGGCCCCGUUGUUAGUAUCAAACAAUAUUGCUUUUUGUGUACAGUACCACUUAUGCUAUGUAUUGUUUGGAUAAUACUUAUAGUUCCAGAGUCUCCAUUUUAUCUAGUUGCGAAAAAACAAGACGCCAAAGCGGAAAAAGUACUUCAUAAGUUGAAUCCAGCAGAGAAAGCAAUGGAACAAAUGCAAGACAUCAGAGUACUUCUUUUUGCGAAAAGAAUGGACUGGAAAUCAUUACUUAUGGAUCAGGUAUCACGUAAAGCGUUUUUUAUUUGUCUGGGAGUCCAGUUUCUGACAAUAUUAUCAGGAGAUUACCUCAUUGUUAGUUUUAUCGGAGUAAUACUGAACUUUCCAAGUGGACAUUUAUCAGGAAACACUUACGCAAAAAUAGUUGGAGGUUUGAAGGUUGUUGCAGGUUGUGGCAUACCAUUUGCAGUGGAUCAUAUACCUAGAAGGAUGCUAUUAAUAUCUUGCUUAUAUGUUACUUUUGUGUGCCAUCUGGUUACAGGGUCAUACUUCACGUUAAAAUAUUUGGAUUAUAAAUGUGCAAAUGAUAUGGAAUUCCUCGUAGUGUUAUCUGUUACUAUCUAUGGCUUAAUUCAGACUAUAGGUCUAAGGAUGUUGAGUGGCCUCUAUGUCGGAGAAAUGCUUCCAAACAACAUGAAGCCAAUAGCUGGGCCUAUUGUCAUAGCUUGCGGGUAUAGCGUGGGUCUCAUACUAAAUGUAGUAUUCCCACUUCUUGAGGCAAACUUCGCAGUAGACUAUUUAUUUUACGGGAUGUCACUAGUGUGUUUUGUAGGUGCGAUAUUUUCUUAUUUGUAUGUUCCUGAGACAAGAAAAAUGUCCUUGAUAGAAAUACAAGACAUACUGCGAGCAAAACAGUAUGUCACAAGACUAUGAUCCAUGUGAGGACCGUAUGUGCGCUCAGUCUUUAUAAAUUUAGGUGCCAGAACAGAAUAUCUCCUUGCAAUUACCCCACAAGUUAUAUUUGUUGGAUUCUGAUAGGGUGUGUGGUAAGAAGGGGAGCAAUAAAUAUACAGUUGUUAGCAAUAAAGUGACAGUAUUGUUAGAAUGUAUAGAUAGGUCUAAUAACCUUGAAAUAGAGACAAUAACAAUAUAAUCUAAGAUCGUAUAUUUUGUCAACAAUAAUUUAUAUUUCACUAUAAUUUACAAAUUUUUAUUUGUACCCUAAAUGAUAUUAUGCUAUAUACAGUAUGUACAGAUAACAAUAUUGCUUAAAAUAUU